UUAGCUCGACUUGGAAAGGAAACAGAGAAGUGUGCUGUAGACCUGGACAGCUGCGGACUUAUCUUAAAACACUUUCUCCGAAUAAACAAAACAUUUUUAACAACAGCCAUGGCUCUUACCGAUGCGGACGUACAGAAGCAGAUUAAACACAUGAUGGCCUUCAUUGAACAAGAGGCCAAUGAGAAAGUUGAGGAAAUCGAUGCUAAGGCAGAGGAAGAGUUCAACAUUGAGAAAGGGCGUUUGGUUCAGACUCAGAGGGUAAAAAUCAUGGAGUACUAUGAAAAGAAAGAAAAGCAGAUUGAACAGCACAAGAAAAUCCAAAUGUCACACCUGAGGAGCCAAGCAAGACUGAAAGUGCUGAAGGCCCGAGAUGACAUGAUCUCAGAUUUGUUGAAUGAAUCCCGUCAACAACUUGCAAAUAUUGCAAAAGAUCCUGCUCGCUAUUCUACACUGCUGGAAGGUUUGGUGCUUCAGGGAUUCUACCAACUGCUGGAACCUAAAGUGACAAUACGAUGCCGGCAGGAGGAUGUAGAAAUGGUUCAGGCUGCAGUUAACAAGAAUGUUCCAAUCUACAAAGAAGCAGUGAAAAACAACAUUGUCGUCAAAAUUGACCAGGAACGUUUUCUUCCAGCAGACAGCUGUGGAGGAGUUGAAGUGUAUAAUGAUAAUGGAAAGAUCAAGGUCACCAACACUUUGGAAAGCAGGCUAGAACUUAUAGCGCAUCAGAUGAUGCCAGAAAUCAAAGUAACCUUGUUUGGUGCCAACCCCAAUCGCAAGUUUUUGGAUUAACAGGAAGAAAACAGCAUGAACGCAGUUGGAAUCACUAGAGUGACAACAGACUUUCUGUAUGUUGUAUGUUAUGGGUGUGUUUUAUGCAUUUCAGUAUUUGUACUACUGGACUACGUAAUAAUCUGAACAGGGCACUUUUGAAUAUGAAGUGCCUUAUAUUUUACCUCAGUGGAGUUUGUCAAAAAGUUACAGCAAAUGUUUAAGGGUCAUCUGUGACUUGUCAAAUCAGGUUAUCUGUACUAUAUGUAAAUAAGUUUUGUGUUAAUUUUUGUAGAUUGCAGCCUAUUAUGAGGUUGUUUUCCAGUGUUUGUAGACAAAUGAAAGCCAAAGACAAAGUUAAUAAAAGCUCAGGACGCAGAGAAAUCAGCAUUUAAGUGAUAUCUUUAUUUACAGCUUUAAAGCAACAGUUUAUUCAGGCUAUAUUCUCUCUAUAAUGAGGAAAAUCUAGUAGCCUAGGAGAUACACUAGCCAAAAUGUUUCUGGCAUUACAAAUGUAAAAAAAAAGGUUUUAGUGCCACCCAGUGGACUUAUGUAAUGGCAAACAGUUGGCAAGAGAGAGUGCCAUACACUGGUCUAACAUUUGACAUUGUCUUGUUAAAUUGGACUUAAAGUA
Sphaeramia orbicularis (orbiculate cardinalfish) is the source of this 1402-nucleotide messenger RNA. RefSeq names its product ATPase H+ transporting V1 subunit E1a (gene atp6v1e1a). The record is from RefSeq and is a predicted model, not a curated record. Gene Ontology annotation, molecular function: proton-transporting ATPase activity, rotational mechanism. The transcript has 9 exons. Gene Ontology annotation, biological process: proton transmembrane transport. Lineage: Eukaryota; Metazoa; Chordata; Actinopteri; Kurtiformes; Apogonidae. Gene Ontology annotation, cellular component: proton-transporting two-sector ATPase complex, catalytic domain. The coding region runs from base 109 to 789 and encodes 226 amino acids.